Molecule: messenger RNA, 995 nt
Organism: Durusdinium trenchii
Lineage: Eukaryota; Dinophyceae; Suessiales; Symbiodiniaceae
Source: the annotation of a GenBank genome assembly
CGCUACUUGCGUGUCGUGUUUUUGCCAUAUACAGCCGUGUGGUGCUGCAAUGCUACCGGCCUGGUGUUCCGAUGCCCGUUUGGCACUUUGGAUUUGCCUGGGCCUUUGGCUCCUCCGCUUCGGGAGGUUGCAGGUGCCGCUGUUUCUGGUCAUCUUCCACACGCUCAUUUGUCUAGCGUCUUUGAUUUGCAGUGUCACCUUCUACGUCCACACCACACGAACCGUCUUCAAUCGACGAGCACCCUUGGCGUUCAUGCCCUGGUGGCGGCAUUUCAUGAUGACUCGGCCACUGGAGGUGCUUUGGCGCUUUCUGACUGUGCCCCUGCGAGUUCAACCAGACUUGCUGAUCCUGGGCGAGGUCCGCACUGGGACCACGUCCCUGGCCGCCUACCUCCGAGCGCUCGGCUGUGUAGGCGCGUUUUCACCGUGGAUUCACCCCUUGGCCUCCGAUAAGGAGUCCUUCUAUUUUGUGGGCCAUUACUGGGGGAUGGUCCACCCGGGUGCUUAUCGGAUGUGCUUCCCGUUGAAGAUCUGGAUCUGGUGGCGUGUGCUUUGGUGCCAGGAGCGUCCGUUAGUCUUUGACGCUUGCGCCUCCCACCUCACUGCCCCAGCGGCGCCAGCGUUGCUGUACCACGCAUGUCCAAAGGCGGCAUUACUGGUGCUGGUUCGGCCACCAGAGCUGCAGCACAAGUCCUGGUGGCGUUUGGAGAGCAACGCCAUCGCUUGGGGCAGGAGCAUGGGCAUGGGCGAGGACUUCUUGUUGGAGGGAUAUCCUCCAAAGACCCUGCCCGAAGCAGCUCCUGGGGCUGAAGUCAAACGAUGCGUGAACAAGGUGUGUCCGGAAUGGUCCCUCACCACGGUUUGAACCCGGUGUGUUUGGUUGUCUUUAUUCCUCCAGUGAGACGUUUGGUGUGAGAGGGGUUAGUCUCAAGAUGAGGACGCCCAAGCGGCAUACAAAGCAAAUGUCUUUCUCUUUUGUCCAAGGUAGCGGUGGC